AUCACAUUCUGCUCGGAAUUCACUUCAAAUUGAAUUUCAUUUGUUCAAAAUUUUUUCGUUAUAGUUUGUUUGUUGUGUAAAUUUGUAUCGUAAUUGUUUGAAAUGCCUAAACCGCACCAUCAUACUGAACCAGCAGUUCGAACCGUGCAAUCGCAUCAAAAUGAUUCAAACGAAAAACCAAGAUCAAGAUGGGAUAUUUGGGCAGCUAAAAAUGCUCUUCCGAAAAAUCGAUACUACCCUAGGCCAAAAUCAGAAUCUACACGUUUUCAAAAGCCUGGUCCAAUGUCUACCAAAGAUAAGAAAAGAUUCCUCAAGUGGGCUAUGAAGAGAUCUCUUCCUAAGAAAAUUGAACAAAUUCAACCAAAGACUAGUGAAAAACCAAUAACGAAAAGAUUACUUCAACGCAAACAAAAAAAUAUGGCUUGUAUGAUGCGUCGAAUUCAACUAUUGAGUGUACCAAAAUGGCCACGUGAUAAACACAUUCCCGCUCCACAACCAAUCUAUCCAUAUUCGCCAAAGAUUCAUUAUAGAAAACCACCACAUCAUGAUAAAGGACGACCAUUUCAAAAUGUUUUACUUCCACAUUGGUGGUAUCACGAGGAGCUGGAAAUUGAUUUCUGGCGAUGGAUGAGAUUUCCCAUUAGUCGCUGUGCUUUAAAAUACAAGAUCACUUGCAAUACUGAAAGAAUGGCGAUUGCAAAAAAAUAUCCUGUCAAACCUCACUGUCCGUAUCCACCGCGUGAUUAUUCACCACCAGAUCGUGUCAAAAUGAAACCAAAACAAUGGCGGAAUCAUUUAAUAAGAUUGGAAUAUCUUGCAGAUGCUAGUUUUAAGGUGACUCGCCAGUUUAAAGUUAAAAUAUAAGGGUUUAAAAAAUAAAAAAUUAAUUUUUUUGUCAAUUUGUCAACAAAUUCUAAUAAAAACUUGCACUAUUACGAUGACCAUAUUGACAAAAAAUUUUCUGACGAAAA
Messenger RNA from Episyrphus balteatus (marmalade hoverfly), 971 nucleotides. RefSeq lists its product as uncharacterized. NCBI's taxonomy places the organism in Eukaryota, Metazoa, Arthropoda, Insecta, Diptera, Syrphidae. Bases 103 to 864 code for a protein of 253 amino acids. The record is from RefSeq and is a predicted model, not a curated record. The transcript has a single exon.